UGCCCCCGGUCCGGGAUGCGGCACCCGCCCCUCGGGGCGCGCCGAGGGGUCCCGGUACCCGGGCGGCGGCGACCUCCGAGCGCGCAAGUCCCGCGCAGGGCCCGCUCGGGAGCGCCCCCCCGCUCUGCUCCCCGCGGGCGGGCAGGUGGGCGGGGCGGCGCUAGGGCCCGGGGCGGCGCGGCGGCGGCGGGGCCGGGCGGGGGUGGCCCCUCCCGGGCGCAGCGCGAAGGCGGGCGCGGGGCAUGGUCCCGGUCCCGGUCCCGGUCCCAGUCCCAGUCCCGGCGGCGCGGAGCGGGCGCGGAGCGGUGGCAUGCGGCGCGGAGACAUGCGGCUCUGCCUGCGCGCUGCCCCGCCGACAUGGACCGCCGCCGCCUGCCGCUGCUGCUGCUGCCGCCGCCGCUGCUGCUGCUCUGCGCUGCCCUCGGCGCCGCCGCCGCCGCUGCCACCGCCGGGCGUCUGAGCGCCCGCCCCGGCAACGAAGUUAAUCUGCUGGACUCAAAAACAAUUCAAGGGGAGCUGGGCUGGAUCUCCUACCCAUCACAUGGGUGGGAAGAGAUUAGUGGUGUUGAUGAGCAUUAUACUCCAAUCAGAACUUACCAGGUGUGCAACGUUAUGGAUCACAGUCAAAACAAUUGGCUGCGAACAAACUGGAUUCCGCGCAAUUCAGCUCAGAAGAUAUACGUGGAGCUCAAAUUUACCUUGCGGGACUGUAAUAGUAUCCCCUUAGUUCUGGGCACUUGCAAAGAGACUUUCAAUCUGUAUUAUAUGGAGUCUGAUGAUGACCAUUUGGUAAAGUUCAGAGAGCAUCAGUUUACAAAGAUCGACACCAUUGCAGCUGAUGAGAGCUUCACCCAGAUGGAUCUUGGGGACCGAAUUCUAAAGCUGAAUACAGAAGUCCGUGAGGUGGGGCCUGUCAGCAGGAAAGGCUUUUACUUGGCUUUUCAAGAUGUAGGUGCGUGCGUUGCCUUAGUCUCAGUGCGAGUGUACUUCAAAAAGUGCCCUUUCACUGUCAAGAACCUCGCCAUGUUUCCAGAUACAGUACCCAUGGACUCCCAGUCACUGGUGGAGGUGCGGGGUUCUUGUGUCAAUCAUUCCAAGGAGGAAGAGCCGCCCAAGAUGUAUUGCAGUACAGAAGGAGAAUGGCUAGUGCCCAUAGGGAAGUGCUUGUGUAAUGCUGGCUAUGAAGAAAGAGGCUUUGCGUGCCAAGCUUGUCGACCUGGGUUCUACAAAGCCUCUGCUGGCAACGUGAAGUGUGCCAAAUGUCCACCUCACAGCUCCACCUACGAAGAUGCAUCUCUGAACUGCAGGUGUGAAAAGAAUUACUUUCGCUCUGAGAAAGACCCUCCAUCCAUGGCUUGCACCAGACCACCAUCUGCUCCAAGAAACGUUAUCUCUAACAUCAAUGAGACAUCUGUUAUCCUGGACUGGAGCUGGCCUCUUGACACUGGAGGUCGGAAAGAUGUCACUUUCAACAUCAUUUGCAAAAAAUGUGGAGGAAACACCAAGAUGUGUGAGCCUUGUAGUGACAACGUGCGAUUCUUACCCCGUCAGACUGGACUCACCAACACGACGGUGACAGUAGUGGACCUUUUGGCACACACCAAUUACACUUUUGAGAUUGAUGCAGUCAACGGGGUAUCCGACUUGAGUACGCUUUCCAGACAGUUUGCUGCUGUCAGCAUCACAACUAAUCAGGCUGCUCCGUCCCCCAUCACAGUCAUAAGGAAAGACAGGACGUCCAGGAACAGCGUGUCUCUGUCUUGGCAAGAACCCGAACAUCCAAAUGGGAUCAUCUUGGACUACGAAGUCAAAUACUAUGAGAAGCAGGAGCAAGAGACGAGCUAUACUAUCCUGAGAGCCAAAGGCACCAAUGUCACCAUCAGUGGCCUCAAACCUGAUACCACCUACGUCUUCCAAAUUCGAGCCCGAACUGCAGCUGGAUAUGGGACAAACAGCCGCAAGUUUGAAUUUGAAACCAGUCCAGAUUCAUUCUCCAUUUCCAGCGAGAACAGCCAGGUCGUAAUGAUUGCCAUUUCAGCGGCAGUAGCCAUUAUCCUCCUCACAGUUGUGGUGUACGUCUUGAUUGGGAGAUUCUGUGGAUACAAGAAGUCUAAGCAUGGCACUGAUGAGAAAAGACUACAUUUUGGGAAUGGCCAUUUGAAACUCCCAGGCCUGAGAACUUACGUCGAUCCGCAUACAUAUGAAGAUCCUAAUCAAGCUGUGCAUGAAUUUGCCAAGGAACUAGAUGCUUCUAAUAUCUCCAUUGAUAAAGUAGUUGGAGCAGGGGAAUUUGGAGAAGUUUGCAGUGGGCGCCUGAAGCUGCCUUCUAAAAAGGAAAUUUCAGUGGCUAUCAAAACCCUGAAAGUUGGUUACACAGAGAAACAGAGGAGGGACUUCCUUGGAGAAGCAAGCAUCAUGGGACAGUUUGACCACCCUAACAUCAUUCGAUUAGAGGGAGUCGUCACUAAAAGUAAACCAGUUAUGAUUGUUACUGAGUAUAUGGAGAAUGGUUCCUUGGACAGCUUCCUACGGAAACAUGAUGCCCAGUUCACGGUCAUCCAGCUAGUAGGCAUGCUUCGAGGGAUCGCAUCUGGCAUGAAAUACUUGUCAGAUAUGGGUUAUGUCCAUCGAGAUUUAGCUGCUCGUAACAUCCUCAUCAAUAGUAACUUGGUAUGCAAAGUCUCAGAUUUUGGUCUCUCUCGUGUACUAGAAGAUGAUCCAGAAGCUGCUUACACCACAAGGGGGGGCAAGAUUCCUAUCCGAUGGACAUCACCAGAAGCCAUUGCAUAUCGGAAGUUCACAUCCGCCAGUGAUGCAUGGAGCUAUGGAAUUGUUCUCUGGGAGGUGAUGUCUUAUGGAGAGAGACCGUACUGGGAGAUGUCCAACCAGGAUGUGAUUAAGGCUGUUGAUGAAGGGUACCGCUUGCCACCUCCUAUGGACUGCCCAGCUGCCUUGUAUCAGCUGAUGCUGGACUGCUGGCAGAAAGACAGAAACAACAGACCCAAGUUUGAGCAGAUUGUCAGCAUCCUGGAUAAGCUGAUCCGUAAUCCCAGCAGUCUGAAGAUAAUCACCAAUGCGGCGGCAAGGCCAUCAAAUCUUCUCCUGGACCAAAGUAACAUUGACAUUUCAGCCUUCCGCACGACGGGUGAUUGGCUCAAUGGUUUUCGGACAGGGCAGUGCAAAGACAUUUUCACAGGCGUGGAAUACAGUUCCUGUGAUACAAUAGCCAAGAUUUCUACAGAUGACAUGAAGAAAGUUGGCGUUACAGUUGUGGGGCCUCAAAAGAAGGUUGUGAGCAGUAUCAAAGCUCUAGAAACUCAUACAAAGAACAGCCCCGUUCCUGUGUAAGGUACCAAAAUGAUGUUGCUCAGGAGAGAAGAAAAGUUGUGUCACAGGUCAAAAGUGAUGGCUGAUAAACGGCAGAAUUUAAAGGAGUUCUUUGCAACAGCUGUGGAAACCUAAUGGUUGAAAUUUGAAACCCACUAAGAUACUCAAAUGUUGAGUAUAAAUGCCUUAAAAAUAGGAGCGAACUUGUUUUCUAUCUGUUAAUCCUAAAGGGUGGGUGCUCUUGACUGACUGUUAAUACAGAUAGUAAAUUUCAAAAGAGAAAUAUGUAAAAAUCCUUCCAAGUAAAAACCAGUGAUACUAAAACAUAGAGCCAUUUGAAUAUUAAGUGACUGAAUAACACGAGAAACCCAUGGACAUAAAAGCUGUGUAUUUGAUCUAUACAGCAAACAAGAAGAAAGAAAGACUUGCAGUAUUUUUAUACAGAAGAGAUCUGUAACAGGUAUUUUAUUUCUUUAAAAGCAAGGAAAAUAGAGGACAAUACCUCACAACCUGUCUGGCCAUAUUUACUAUAAUGUCAUUGUAACAUGCUAUUUCCACUUCAGAAAGGAACACCGAAAUAAAGUUUGUAGUGGCUUUG
Pezoporus occidentalis (night parrot) is the source of this 3925-nucleotide messenger RNA. It is a transcript of the gene EPHA3, whose product is annotated as EPH receptor A3. NCBI's taxonomy places the organism in Eukaryota, Metazoa, Chordata, Aves, Psittaciformes, Psittacidae. Gene Ontology annotation, biological process: ephrin receptor signaling pathway; axon guidance; protein phosphorylation. Bases 16 to 3348 code for a protein of 1110 amino acids. Gene Ontology annotation, cellular component: dendrite; plasma membrane. The transcript is spliced from 17 exons. The record is from RefSeq and is a predicted model, not a curated record. Gene Ontology annotation, molecular function: protein binding; ATP binding; transmembrane-ephrin receptor activity.